UUGCCAAGGCUCAUGGAAGCCUGGGGUCCGCUUGACAACUAAUCCCUAGAAUUGGCGUAGGCUUUAGUUUUUACGAAAGCGACUACCAUCUGACCUUCCAACUCAGAGGGUAAACUAGGCCUUAUUGGGAUUAGUCUGAUUUCCUAACGAUGUUUUCCUUCACCGAAAAGCGACUGGUAAAUAUCAAAUCAUAUUUCGUACAUAAGUUCCGAAUAACUUCUCAUUGGUACGAGCCGAAAUUAAAUUUUGAAAACAUGAUUUCAACGGCCCCGAGCACGCACAUCCAUUUCGCUCACGCUCACGCUUGGUGAGAGUUAGAGAAGAACAUGAACCUACAGGGCUUAAAGGUGUGUAUUUUUAGCUAAACGAUUACUGCUCAGACACACCCAAUUUUCGGAGGAAAACCCGGCAAAUUUAAAAAAUGUAGUCGUGAAGAGUUGACUACCCAUAGAAAAUUUAUAUUUCGCGCCUUUUCCUAAUGACAAAGUGGGUGUGUCUGAGUAUAUAUAACAACCUGGCUGGGUUAUACUUUACUCUUUGGUUUGUGAUUGCGAAUGAUGAUGUCAUGAGAUUUUUUAUCGGCUGUAUGGCAACUUUCCUUUGCCUAACCUGCCCGCAAUUAAAAACACAAAUGUCAAAUAAUAUAACCUCUAAAUAUUUUGGAACUUAUCCGAACAGUACAAUAUUAACUUCGUUGGGAAACUAAAUAUUAUGAAGUACUUUUGAUUAAUCUAGGUAAUUUUAAGGACAAUGGAUAAUAAUAUUGUGGACAAAGGUAAACAGACAAAAAAUAUUCCCAACGGAAUAUCAAAAUCUUUUGCCCUUCACGUAUCAGAAAACUUGCAAAACACAGCAGAAUUAGACGUCAGCCAAGAAAAACUGAAAGAUGUUGAUGAGAUUAGAGAGACUACGGAUAGAAAUGAACUAGAUGAAACAAAGGACAUUCCUAAUGGAUUAUCUAAUUUUGAUUUUCGUAUAUCAGAAGGCUUUCAAAACAUUACAGAAAUCGACUUCAGCAAGAAGAACCUUGAAAACAUUGAUGAAGGUACAACUUUUCCACCAUGUUUGCGCUGUCUAAAUUUGUCACACAAUAAACUUCUUGAGGUUCCAAAGAUUGUUAUGGACCUUAAAAAAUUGCAAGUAUUAGAUUUUUCUCACAACAAGCUACAGUAUUUCAACGAAACUCCAAGCUUCUGUCACGAAAUAGAAAAUCUCAAUCUAUCCAGCAAUGAAUUAAGGUGCCCGCCGCUAUGGAUAUGGUUGGAAUUUCCUAGGAACCUGUCUAGAUUAGAUAUUAGUUGUAAUAUGCACAUAGCUGAAUUAUUAAAUGGAUAUGUUGAUGAGCUCCUGCAAUACAACACUCGGCUCACGCAUGUAACAUUGUAUAAUUGUAGGUUAGGCAAGUACUUAAGUUUCCUUGGCACUUUCCCGAACGCAAGAGAUCUUGUACUCGGCACUCCGGACUGGAGCUGUUAUGCUGCAAAUCACCUGCAAGAGCUACCAUGCCAAGGGCUCAACAAAUGCUGUGAUAUUCAAAGACUAAUCUUAACGAAUACCCAUAUUUACAGUAUGACACCCCAAAUAAACAUGUUUAAAAAUUUAAUAGAAAUAAAUUUGUCUCAAAACAACCUCAAUGGGUUACCAACAGAAUUUUGCGAGUUAGAAAAUCUAGAGAUCUGUAUAUUGUCUUUCAACAACAUACUGUAUGUACCUGAUAAUAUAGUCAAGUUAAAAAAGUUGACCACCCUGUGCCUAGCGGUCAAUGAACUUUGCAUGUUACCUGAGAACAUAAUGGAGCUCACUAACUUGAAGGUCCUGGAUUUGUAUGACAACAAUAUAUCGGAGUACCCUGAAGACAUUAGGAACAUACCGGAGCUAGAUUUGGCACAAAACCACUUUGAGGAGCCUGAUGAUGAUGAUUAUUUAGAAAAGAGAGGGAAAUUAAGACUUCAUAACUCCGACCGAUUGAAUGGGAGAAAAUUUGAAAUGGAACAGCCUGAGAGUGAACAUUCUCCAAACACUACUGAUGAUGAAGAACUAAUCAAAAGCAUGAAUGAAAGAAGUAGCUCAGAUGGAGAACCACGAAAUGCACCACCAAGCUCUCCUGAAGACUGGGACUCUGAUUCCUAUUGGGAACCAUACAACAUACAAUACCAGCGCCCAAAAGGCAAGCCAUACUGGACAUCCUUUGUAAAGAAAGCCAUGGAUAAUGGUAACCUGUGCCCUUCAGAUCAUCACACAGCUCCUGUGAUGUGCCAUCCGACGCAGGAGCAUGAGUCCGAUGGGCAGUUUGAUGACUAUUCUGAGGAUGAUAGUUGAUGGGAUCAGUAUGGGCUUUACUUCAUUAGGUUUUGAAUUAAAAGGGACAUUUUUGGAUUCAUACAGCAUUUACUGACUAUUAGUAGACCUUAAAAUAUCUUUUCACCACACCAGUGCAUAAAAACUCUCUUUUUUCUUCAAAAACUGAGGAAAAAGCUGCAAUUUAUUCACAAGUGGCAAAGUAAUUUCACUCUUUUGAGUUGUAUCUUCAUGUUGGCUGGUAGAAUUAAGGUAGGUAAGACUUAACUAAUUAUUUUAAAUGAUAAAUAUUGACGUUCAUUCGAAUUUAGUUUGUAAUGUAUUACAGUUAGUACAUUCCUCGCGUUGGUGUUGUGAAAAAAUGUGUUUCACUUGGUAGCAAAGUCAGUUUAACCCUCGUACCUUGAAACCCUCGAAAGGCUCAUAAUUCCACCUUUCGAACCACUCUCUACGCUCGUGGUUUAAUUUAGCAAUCUUUAGAGUAUUAGCAUGAGGGGUUAAACUACAACUUUGCUCCCUUGUAAAACAAAUAACCAUUGCAAUAAGGUUUACAUGUUGUCAGUUAACUGUGUGGACAAUGGCAUUUCAUCCUUGCGGAUUUUUUAUAGAACUAUUGGUAGUAAUAAGAUGUAAAAGGAUAAAACCCAGUGAGAAACCUGUAAUCUAUGUAGUAAAAUAUGACCUGUCGGAGUUAAAAGCCCUAAAUAAUUAGGGUUUUACCCUUAGCUAUUUAUAAUAUUUAUCCUGAGUUAGCACAAUUUUUACCUUAUGCAUGUAUGCAAAAAGCUUAAAUUCGUUUGUUUAUUUAUUUUUCAUCACACUUGGUCGAAAAAGAUCUUAUUUCAUGCAGGUGUACUGAAGGACAAAGGCCUAUAUUGUUCCCGCGGGAGUUAUGGAUGAUGAAAAAAGCUAUAACUCCCUAGGGAGUUAUUUUUCUUAUAAUUCUGUCACUAAUUCAUACGAACCAUGUCAAUUUACUUAUAAAUAAAUUAUGACGUUUAGAAUUUGAUAUUUUUGUUUAUUUUUAAAAUUAUUUAAUUCGAUUAUUUUAACAGCCGUAUAAAAUAUUUUUACAUAAUUUUAAAUCGUGGCUGAAUGCCAAAUAGGUCUGAGCCUUCGAUACCUAACCUGUCAAGAAAAUACAAAUGGCGGACGAAUGUUUGAUAUGUCACCGUAUUACAGAAUUAUUUCGCUUAAAAUUUAGUUUUUUCUUCACAAGUGUGAUGAAAAACAUUGUGUGUAACUCCGGGGGUAAGAAUAUUGCAAAAACGGGUAUUAUCCAAAAUUUCACUUACCCCCCUCGUUGCACAAUGUACUAAUUAAUAUAGAUAGGAUAGUUGAAAAAAUUUACGGUAUUAAAAGCUAUAACAAGCAGGCGUAAGAUUUCUUAUUAUUCAAUAUGCGCCAUAGGUAGGUAUAUAUAGUAUGGAUUACAAGUCAAGGCGUGCCGUGGGUGGCAUUUUAUCUGUUAUUUGCCUCGUAAUCUAUAUUCAUAGAGAUAGAGUCGAUAAUCCGUUGGACCUCCAAGAUAGUUAUAAUGACUUUACUACCGUGAUGGUUUGCGUUUAACCUAAUUGCUUUGUUUUCUUAAGUACCCUGCUAAGACGAUCGGACAAAACUAAAAACCGGCCAAGCGCGAGUCGGACUCGCACACGGAAGGUUCCAUACCAUGACGCAAAAAAUGGCAAAAAAAACACGUAUGGGAGACCUAUUUAUAUAUUUGUUUUUUUUUUAGUGUUUGUUGUUAUAGCGGCAACAGAAAUACAUCAUCUGUGAAAAUUCCAUCUGUCUAGCUGUAGCUAUCACGGUUCAUGAGAUUACAGCCUGGUGACAGACAGAUAGAUAGGACGGACAGUGGAGUCUUAGGGUUGUUUCACACGUACCACAACCUCACGACAAUUAUUUACAACACAUGGUCGAGCGCAUCUUUUGUAUUGAAAAUGAAAAUAGUACAAUUCACACGUACCACAUGUUGCCGUAAUGUGAUACGUGUGAAUUAUGAAAAAUCGUUUAUUGGUCACAAUCAUUGUGUUACAAAUUGAGAAAGGGUUGGGACCUCCUAGUAAGUAUAUCAAUACUUGUGACUUAUAGUAUUCAUUUUCAAUACAAUAUAUGCGCCCGACCACGUGUUGUGGGCGAGGUACGUGUGAAACAAUCCUUAGUUAUAGGAUCCCGUUUUUACCCUUUGGAUACGGAACCCUAAUAAAAAAGAAACACUACCUACUCAAUGUACCUAAACUUAGUAAUAAUUUACUAGAAUAUAUCACAUAGUAGGUACCUGGUCUACACACUACAACAUAUUUUUGUUUUACACUAAGUACAUAAUCUUUUUCACCGGAUUUCACUAGUUGUCACUUAGUGUUUGUAGACAUUUUUUGGGAAGAUUUAACACAAUCAUUUAUAUAGAAAUGUAUUAUUUAAGUAGUAAAAAGAGGAUUGAAGGAACUGUCACUGGGGUCAUCAUUCGCCGCGUUAGGUAUAUUGUACAUAUUUGUAUGUAACUGCAACUAUACACGGGUGCUAAGUUUUGCUAUGUAUAAUCGGAUAAUUCUCUCCUGUUACCACUCAAAUGAUCUUAUACAAAGUAAUUAAUUUAAACUUAUUAUUUUGUUGAUUGAAUGACGAUUGUGCCGUGCCUCGUGCCUCGGCCGAGGCGGCGCGCACGUUUUCCUCGCCCGAGUGCGCCGCCUCGGCCGAGGCACGUCUACACUGGCCGUAUUGUGCGUGAGGAAAUUGCCUCGCGCGUAUGCUCGCUCUGUGUGGACCCGGCUAUUGACUAAAAUCAGACUAAAAUGGGAUUUUUUAUUAGUCACACAUCGAAAUGUGGUAGUAUACCUAAAAUUAUACCAACUGUUAAGUUUUGUAUUUCUCUUCGUUUUAGUAAGUAUUUUUACGCAUGUUAUGUUACGUCGAUUCUUUAGUCAACAAAAGCACCUUGAAGACCUACCCUUUCAUGUAAAUUUUUUAGACUAAAAUAUAUGCAUGCACUGAAGUUAUUGUAUUAGUUAAAUGAGAUUUUUAAAACUGUAACACUACUGUAAGGGUAAGGUAAUCUCGUAUACGUGAGUUUCCUGUCAUACUGAUUAUGACAAAGUCCAAAAUGAUUUUUCAUGAUGAUUGUAGGUACCUUUCAAGACGCUAUUGUAUGAUUGCCACCGAGGGCACCGAGCCACCGACCGGCUGGAGUCGGGCGGCGCCGAUGCGCAUUUUCAAUGUGCCUAUACUUUAGGUAUGGCAGAAGCGAUGGAGUCCGCGUUCGCGAGGAACCGACCGAUUUGCGGCCAUAUAAAUGUGAAACGCGCUCCGACUCCGCCCGUUCGGUGGGAAUUGUACUUAAUAGCGCAUUAGUAGAUUGACUACCUUUUUGCUUAUUUUUUAGGGUUCCGUAGUCAACUAGGAACCCUUAUAGUUUCGCCAUGUCCGUCUGUCUGUCUGUCUGUCUGUCCGAGGCUUUGCUCCGUGGUCGUUAGUGCUAGAAAGCUGAAAUUUGACAUGAAUAUAUAAAUCAAUAAAGCCGACAAAGUCGUACAAUAAAAUCUGAAAAUUUAAUUUUUUUUAGGGUACCUCCCCUACACGUUAAGUGGGGGUGAAUUUUUUUUUCGCUUCAACCCUAGAGUGUGGGGUAUCGUUGGAAAGAUCUUUAAAAACUAAUAGGGGUUUUCAAGAAACAUUUUUUGAUAAAGUGAAUAUAUUCGGAGAUAAUCGCUCCGAAAGAAAGAAAAAAUGUGUCCCCCCCCCCUCUAACUUUUGAACCAUAGGUCCAAAAAAUAUGAAAAAAAUCGUGAAAGUAGAGCUUAAGAAAGACAUUAAAUGAAAACUAUAGCGGACAUGAUCAGUUUAGCUGUUUUUGAGUUAUCGCAAAAAAUUUUCUCUUCAUAGUAAAAAGACUUUAAUUAGGUACUGAUUAUGCAAAUUUGCCUAUUUGUUUAAUUCGGGUGAAAGGUACCGUUUCAUCCCUUGGUUAACAAUUUACUAUACUUUAAGCUCCAGUUUAGCUUAUGUGAUGGAAGAGUAACUACGGAACCCUACACUGAGCGUGGCCCGACAUGCUCUUGGCCGGUUUUUUUAUUAUGUAAAGUGGUUUUCAGAAUAAGAAUAAAGUAAAGAGCAUAGGUAUGCGUAAAAAAAUUGUUUAUUGUGAUAAAGGUAUUUUUGAAAAAAUAUUAGGUGCUAGUAUCCUAAGAUUUACUAAUAGCAAAUAUGAACCUUAUUUUAAAGCAUUAAAGUUGUCAGCAAAUACGAUAACCCUUAGAUACCUAUAAGCGUUUUUGGCGCUACACGCCCAACACACCUGCAAACUUAUUACUUUAGCUAAUUCUGAUUAUCACUAUAGCUUUAUGCCACCAAGGGAGAUUGUGUAUCAUCAUAAUAAUAUUUUCUUAGGUUUUGCCAUAAUUGGUCAUUAUAUAGAAUGAUUUAAAAUGA
This is a messenger RNA of Cydia pomonella (codling moth), 6723 nucleotides long. RefSeq names its product leucine-rich repeat and death domain-containing protein 1-like. The transcript has 3 exons. Gene Ontology annotation, molecular function: protein binding. The coding region runs from base 751 to 2319 and encodes 522 amino acids. The record is from RefSeq and is a predicted model, not a curated record. NCBI's taxonomy places the organism in Eukaryota, Metazoa, Arthropoda, Insecta, Lepidoptera, Tortricidae.